AUGUCCCAUCGUUUCUACAAGGAGCCCGAGUUCGAGACCCUCCAGCUGCACGCGGGCCAGGAGCCGGACCGCGCAACGAACGCCCGCGCGCCUCCCAUUUACGCGAGCACCUCCUUUGUCUUCAACGACUCUCAGCACGGCGCGGAUCUCUUCGGACUGCGGGCGUUGGGCAACAUCUACUCGCGGAUUGGCAACCCGACGGUCGAUGUGUUCGAGAAGCGCAUUGCGGCCCUGGAAGGGGGUGCCGCUGCUGUCGCUGCGUCUAGCGGACAGUCUGCUCAAUUCAUGGCGAUCGCUGCGAUCGCUAAGGCAGGGGACAACAUCGUGUCAACAUCGUAUCUAUAUGGUGGAACGUACAACCAGUUCAAGAUCUUCCUCAAGCGGUUCGAUAUAGGAGUCAAGUUCGUGACCAGUCCUGAGCCCAAUGCGUUUGCCGCGGUCAUCGAUGAUAAGACAAAGGCCAUCUUCGUCGAGAGCAUCGGAAACCCCAAGUACAACGUGUCCCCGCUUCCUGAGCUCGCAAAGAUCGCACAUGACCAUGGCAUUCCCCUCAUAGUGGACAACACAUUCGGAAUGGGCGGCUAUUUGAUCCGUCCCAUUGAUCACGGCGCAGAUAUUGUUGUCCACAGUGCUACGAAGUGGAUCGGUGGGCACGGCACCACCAUUGCCGGAGUCAUUGUUGACAGCGGGAAGUUCGAUUGGGUGCGCUCUGGGAGGUUCCCCGACUUCACCGAGCCCUCCGAGGGGUAUCACGGUCUGAAGUUCAGCGAGACGUUCGGCCCCCUCGCGUUCGCGGUGAAGGUCCGCGUCGAAGUCCUUCGGGAUCUCGGAUCGGCGCUCAACCCCUUCGGCGCGUUUCUGCUACUGCAAGGGCUCGAGACCCUCAGCCUCCGCGCUCAGCGCCACUCCGACAAUGGCCUGGCCCUUGCGAGGUGGCUCGAGCAACAUCCGAAGGUGUCCUGGGUGUCAUACCUCGGUUUAGAAUCGCACCCAUACCACAAGGCGGCGCUCCAGCUCCUCCGUCCAAACGCGUUUGGGGGAAUGCUCAGCUUCGGGAUCAAGGGCGGCGACGCGGCGGCGGGCCGGGAAGUUGUCGACCGCUUACGUCUCGCCAGCAACCUCGCCAACGUCGGUGAUGCGAAGACGCUUGUCAUUCACCCCGCAACGACCACCCACCAGCAGCUUACGGACGAGGAGCAGCUCGCGUCGGGCGUUACCCCGGACCUCAUCCGCGUCUCUGUGGGCAUCGAGAACGUGUCCGACAUCAUCGCCGACUUCGAGCACGCCUUCCAGUCCGUCCCAUGA
Epithele typhae is the source of this 1305-nucleotide messenger RNA. Its product is annotated as O-acetylhomoserine ami. The transcript has 14 exons. The record is from RefSeq and is a predicted model, not a curated record. Gene Ontology annotation, molecular function: transferase activity, transferring alkyl or aryl (other than methyl) groups; pyridoxal phosphate binding. Gene Ontology annotation, biological process: transsulfuration. Bases 1 to 1305 code for a protein of 434 amino acids. Lineage: Eukaryota; Fungi; Basidiomycota; Agaricomycetes; Polyporales; Epitheliaceae.